This is a messenger RNA of Suricata suricatta (meerkat), 4470 nucleotides long. RefSeq names its product salt inducible kinase 1 (gene SIK1). The record is from RefSeq and is a predicted model, not a curated record. Gene Ontology annotation, biological process: intracellular signal transduction; protein phosphorylation; microtubule cytoskeleton organization. NCBI's taxonomy places the organism in Eukaryota, Metazoa, Chordata, Mammalia, Carnivora, Herpestidae. Gene Ontology annotation, cellular component: cytoplasm. The transcript is spliced from 13 exons. The coding region runs from base 88 to 2490 and encodes 800 amino acids. Gene Ontology annotation, molecular function: tau-protein kinase activity; ATP binding; protein serine/threonine kinase activity.
GAUGAGGUCCACGCGCCCCGCGGGGCUGGCGGUCUUGGGUGCGGGAGUGUCGGGGGCGGGCGUGGGAUCGGGCAAGCGCCCGGCGGGAUGAGGUGUUUAGGAAGGAGCAGAGCGAGGGGGCGGCCGGUGUUGAGUGUGCUCCCCGGUGGCCCUCAGGUUCGGCCCGGAGCCAUGGUGAUCAUGUCGGAGUUGAGCUCGGCCCCCGCCGGCUCCGGCCAGGGUCAGCAGAAGACCCUCCGCGUGGGCUUUUACGACGUCGAGCGGACCCUGGGCAAGGGCAAUUUCGCCGUGGUGAAGCUGGCCCGGCAUCGAGUCACCAAAACCCAGGUGGCAAUAAAAAUAAUUGAUAAAACUCGAUUAGACUCCAGUAAUUUGGAGAAAAUAUAUCGUGAGGUUCAGAUCAUGAAGCUUCUGAAUCACCCUCACAUCAUAAAGCUUUAUCAGGUUAUGGAAACAAAGGAUAUGCUUUACAUUGUCACCGAAUUUGCAAAAAACGGAGAAAUGUUCGAUUAUUUGACCUCCAACGGGCACCUCAGCGAGAACGAAGCACGGAAGAAAUUCUGGCAGAUUCUGUCCGCCGUGGAGCACUGCCACAGCCACCACAUCGUCCACCGGGACCUGAAGACCGAGAACCUGCUUCUGGACGGCAGCAUGGACAUCAAGCUGGCAGAUUUUGGAUUUGGGAAUUUCUACAAGUCAGGAGAGCCCCUGUCCACGUGGUGUGGGAGCCCCCCGUACGCGGCCCCGGAAGUCUUUGAGGGGAAGGAGUACGAAGGCCCGCAGCUGGACAUCUGGAGUCUUGGCGUCGUGCUCUACGUCCUUGUGUGUGGAGCGCUCCCCUUCGAUGGGCCCAGCCUGCCGGCGCUGCGGCAGCGGGUGCUGGAGGGCCGCUUUCGAAUCCCCUUCUUCAUGUCUCAAGACUGUGAGACGCUGAUCCGCCGCAUGCUGGUGGUGGACCCCGCCAAGCGCAUCACCAUCGCCCAGAUCCGGCAGCACAGGUGGAUGCAGGCGGAGCCCGCCGUGCCGCGGCCGCCCUGCACGGCCUGCCCCGCGCCCGGCUGCGGCUCCAGCCUGGGCCCCUAUGACGAGCGGGCGCUGGGCAUCAUGAACGCCCUGGGCAUCGACCGGCAGAGGACCGUGGAGUCGCUGCAGAACAGCAGCUACAACCACUUUGCUGCCAUCUAUUAUCUCCUCCUCGAGCGGCUGAAGGAGCACCGGCACGCUCAGCCGUCGGCGCGGCCCGGCCUGGCCCUGCAGCGGCGGCCCAGGAGCUCGGACCUCAGCGGCUUGGAGGUGCCUCAGGAAGGCCUAUCCGGUGACUCUUUCCAGUCCUCCCUGCUGUGCCCACAGCCCCAGGCCUUCGGGCAGGCCGUCCUGCAGGUGGACACUGACUGUGACCCCCUCAGCUCACUCCAGCCCCUGUUCUUCCCUCUGGACGCCACCUGCAGCGGAAUGUUCCGGAACCGCUCCAUCUCCCCAAGCGGCCUGCUGGACGCGACCAUCAGUGAGGAGGUCAGGCCGGGCCACGGCCUGGAGGAGGAGCGGGAGGCACAGAAGCCCCCGUCUGGCGGCACAGGCCGGAGGCACACGCUGGCCGAGGUCUCCAGCUUCUCCCCGAGUGUCCCUCCAUGCAUCAUCAUCUCUUCCUCCGCCGCGAGUCCUGCGGACGGCACCAGUUCCGACAGCUGUCUGACCUCGGCCGGUGACAGCCCAGUGGAGCUCAGUGGCCACCUGGCCACCCAGGGGCUACUGGGCACCUGCUCCCCUCUCAGACUGGCCUCACCGCUUCUGGGAGCCCAGUCCGCCACCCCAGUGCUGCAGGCGCGGGGGGCCCCAGGAGGGGCCGCUCUGCUCCCCAUCAGCUUCCAGGAAGGCCGGAGGGCGUCGGACACCUCACUCACCCAAGGGCUGAAAGCCUUCCGGCAGCAGCUGAGGAAGAGCACGCGGGCCAAAGGGCUCCUGGGCCUGAACAAGAUCAAGGGGCUGGCUCGCCAGGUGUGCCAGCCCUCCUCCAGCCGAGCCUCGCGGGGCGGCCUGAGCGCCUUCCAGCUGCCCGCACAGAGCCCAGGCCCACACGGCGGUGGGGCCGGCAGUCGGGAGGGCCGCAGCCUGCUGGAGGAGGUCCUGCACCAGCAGAGGUUGCUCCAGCUGCAGCACCACCCGGCCGGCUGCCAGCAGGCCCCCCCGCCGCUCGCCGCCCCGCUGGCCCUCGCCCCCUGUGCUGGCGCCCUCCUCGUGUCGGGACUCCAGAAGGAGCUGGGGCUGGCGCGCGGCCCGCUGCUGCCUCCCCACUUCCUGCAGGCCGGAGGCUCCCCGGUGGCAGCGGCGGCUCAGCUGCUGGACGCGCACCUGCACAUCGGCAGUGGCGCCGCCCCGCUGCCCGCCACCGCGCUGCCCACGAGCUUUGUGGCUGCGGGGCUGCCGCAGGCCGACUGCGAGAUGGAGGAGCUGACGUCGGGCCAGCGGGGCACGAUCGUGCUGGUGCAGUGAGGCCCCCGCCCCCGCGCAGGCGGUCGGCCCUUCGAAGCAAUAAUUUCAGAGUAUGUGAAGACGGUUCCGGACUCGAAGCCAAUACGUUUCUAGGAGCGAAACAAGCAAUACGUCUGGUGUUUUGGCUUUUUCCUUUGUUCUUGGUUUUCACUUUUUCCCUUGCACUGAGCAAAUGCAGCUCUGAGUAGGGCCUGGAAACUUCCUGAAGAAAAAUAAUAAUUGAGGGGCGUGUCAGGGUGGGUGGAAGGGAAGGGGAAGGAGGGCGGCGGGUGAGAGGCGACAGGGCUUGCCUGGACUGGCCAGCGCCAGUGCGGUCGGGGCGGCGGGGGGGGGGCCGCGGGGGCCAUGCGGGUGCAUCCGCGCGUGUGCGUGUGUGUUUAGUAGCCUUUUUUGUUGUUUUAGUUAACCGUUCUCCACUCCCCGAAACAUUCAUGCUUCAGAACGAGGACUGUGAACUUUCUACUUCAUGUAUCAGUUUUUAUUUUUUUAAAAGCUCUGUUGGGCCGCCCCCCCCCCCCACAGGAGAAAGCAAUCUGCAGAUUCCUAGAAUCCUCUGCCCUGAAAUCAGAACCCCAAGGAUGGUUUUCUUAUUUUAGAUGCGAACUUUUAUCAACUGCUGGAGAGUCAGUUUCCAGGAUUCUUCAGAGGAACCCCAGGAAGAGACUAGACGGGGCGGGUGACUGAGGUCGGGGCUCGGCCUGGGCCGUGUGACCUGGUCCCCCGCGUGGCUUGGAGGCUGGGCCCGGAGAGGUUUCUUCCUGCCGCCCAUCUUAUUUCCGCUGCUAAUUUAAGUUUUUAUGCAUUUCAUUAUCAGGGUCCAAAACGAACAACUGACCAGGGCAGGGGGCGUGCAAUACUGGCCGGUGGGCGAGAGCAGGCGGACAGCGGGGUCGUGGGUGCGCGGCCCCCCCUGCCGGCGGCCGGGCUGUGGCCCGUGGCAGCCCUGCCCCAUCCAGGCCUCAGGCGUGAGGCUUUCACUCAAGAAAAUGGAAAGGAGAGGUCAGAUCAGUGUUGUUCAAGCUUUGUUCCUUUUUUAAAGCAAAUAUUGUCCAUGUAUAUAAAUAGACAAAUAGACACUACUUAUUUUUUAUAUUUUUUACUACACGGCUGCGUUCCUGGUGUGACUUUUGCUCUCUGGUAACGUUACCAAGCGGCAGCAGCAGGUCGGCGCGGAGGAGAGAGGCAGGUGCGUCCUCGCCCGGCAGGUGGCUCGGGUCGGACGCGCCCGAGCGGGAGAGCGGCGGGCAGCUGCCUCUCCCCCCUGCACCCGUCAGCACCCGGCCCUUUACUGACCCAGGUGCCUUCAGCUCACUUUGGCUCUUACGACCUACAGUAUUAACAGGGGAGAGGUGGGCGUCUGCAGAAGCCAAAGACUGCCGGGCUGCGAGGGGGCAGGGGGCCGGCCGCGUGCCCGCGUGCCCGUGCCUGCGUCUGCCAAGCUUGCUGCUACCGGCCCCCGGCCCUGCCACGGCCGCUGCUGCUACCUCCCCGUGGCUGUCGCCAGAGCGCCGGGGGAGGGCCGUCCCCGUUCCUGGCCACAGAGAAGUCACCAAAGCCUCCUGCGGACUCGUCACGGGGGCCUGGGGGCGCCCGGGCCUCCAGGUUCACAGAGGGGAGACCGGCCCCUCCUAGACAGCUUGCCGCCGCGAUGCCACAGAUCAAAGGCCUCGGAGCCGUGACAAGCACUUUACUUACCCGGAGGUUUUCCUUCUCGCUGUGAGUCGUGUCUCUGCGUCUAUGUGUAGGUGUGUGCGACGUGUGUCCUGUAUCUCCCCCGCAGCGCCGGCGUGCGCUGGGCGUGACCGCCCGUGCGGAGGCGCCACGCAACCUGACGACCCUGUACAGAGUUUGGUUUCUCUUUUUUUACCGUAACGGAAUUAAUUAUUUUAUUUCUUGUGUUACCAUGAGAAGUGUAUGCCAAAUGAUCAGCGGGUGUAUGUUUUUUUAAUUUAAUAUUUAAAUAAAAUAUUUGGGGAAGAA